AUGACCCUUACUCGACACAACAGAAACCAACAACACCCCGCUGCCGUAUCGAGCCCCUUCUCACAAAAGAGACCGUCUGUCAUGAUGGAGUUACGCAAGUUCUUCCAUUCGAUCGACCUUUGGGUCGCUAGAUCUCGUUUUGGCAGCUACUUUCAUCUUGGUGGUAGCGACAACCCCAACAAGAUUGAAAAUGCAAGCUUCUGCCGCGAGGUUCGAGCUGGUCUGACUACCUUUGCAACAAUGGCAUACAUCAUUUCUGUCAAUGCGUCUCUGCUGUCACAAACUGGUGGCCCCUGUGUCUGUGAUCUCAGUGCUAGAGAGGCAUGCGACAGUGUUCCAGAAUACAAGGCUUGCAAAGAAGAUGUUCGUCGAGACUUGAUCACUGCCACGGCUGCCAUUGCUGGACUAUCAAGUCUUGUCUUUGGUAUCUUGACAAAUUUGCCGGUGGCACUCGCACCUGGCAUGGGUCUUAACGCCUACUUUGCUUUCCAGGUUGUGGGUGUAAAUGGAAACGGCAAGAUCCCCUAUCAAACUGCUCUCACGGCCGUCUUUAUCGAGGGUAUCAUCUUCAUCGUACUCGCACUCACUGGCAUGAGACAAUGGCUGGUCAAACUUAUCCCCUCCACACUGAAGGUUGCUACAGGAGUAGGUAUCGGCUUCUUUCUGACAGAGAUUGGGCUGUCCUACUCAGUCGGCAUCGGAGCCAUCACCGGUGGAGGCAGAGCAACCCCCCUAGCAUUAGGAGGAUGCCCUCCAGAGCUACUCAGCGCAACUACAGGAAUGUGUGAAUCAGGUCAAAUGACUAAUCCCAAGAUGUGGCUGGGCAUAUUCUGCGGUGGCCUCGUCACCGCUUUCUUGAUGGCAUACCGUAUCAAGUACUCUCUCGUCAUUGGCAUUGCACUUGUAUCUGUCAUAUCUUGGCCUCGCAAUACCCCCGUGACUUACUUCCCUGAUACGGAAGAGGGUAACUCACGCUUUGACUUCUUCAAGCAAAUCGUCGCCUGGCAUCCAAUGGAGAAGACACUCAACCAGCUUGACUGGACAUUUAGCAACAGCGGCUCCCAAUUUGCUCUCGCUCUUUUCACUUUCCUCUACGUUGAUAUUAUUGAUGCAACAGCGACGCUGUAUUCAAUGGUUCGUUUCUGCGGGGUCGACGAUCGCAAGGACGGCGACUUUCGUCGUUCUACGUUGGCAUAUUGCACUGAUGCAUUCUUCAUAUCCAUUGGUGCCUUGCUCGGAUCAUCGCCAGUCACAGCAUUCAUUGAAAGUGGAGCGGGCAUCGCUGAAGGUGGUCGAACAGGAAUUGCAGCAAUCGUUUCUGGAUUGUGCUUCUUAGUUUCCAUCUUCUUCGCGCCUAUAUUUGCGUCCCUGCCUCCAUGGGCAACGGGUUGUACUCUCGUCAUGGUCGGUUGCAUGAUGAUUCGCCAAAUUACACAGGUGAAUUGGUAUUAUAUUGGUGAUGUACUUCCUUCAUUUAUAGUAAUGGCCUUCAUUCCAUUCAGCUACAGCGUUGCCUACGGACUCAUUGCAGGAAUAUUUGUAUACGCCGUGUUGAACGGCUUAGUGGGACUAAUUUUGUAUGUAAGUGGUGGCCGCAUCGAGCCACGUGAGUAUGAUCUCAAGGAAUAUUGGACUUGGAAGGGAAUUGGCCGUCCACCUUGGUUUGUCAGAGCAAUGCAACGCCGCCGCGGAGACACCAAUGAAGAUAGCAACACCACGUCGGACAGAGAUACUAAUGAUGAUAUGGACCGCUUGUCUUCGAUGACUCGGAUCAAAACCAUCUCCAACGACUACUCCACGACAAACGAAGAGCGAAAAGCUUGA
Messenger RNA from Pochonia chlamydosporia 170, 1824 nucleotides. RefSeq names its product nucleoside transporter. Gene Ontology annotation, biological process: transmembrane transport. NCBI's taxonomy places the organism in Eukaryota, Fungi, Ascomycota, Sordariomycetes, Hypocreales, Clavicipitaceae. The transcript is spliced from 10 exons. The record is from RefSeq and is a predicted model, not a curated record. Gene Ontology annotation, molecular function: purine nucleobase transmembrane transporter activity. Gene Ontology annotation, cellular component: plasma membrane. The coding region runs from base 1 to 1824 and encodes 607 amino acids.